Amaranthus tricolor (Joseph's coat) is the source of this 2969-nucleotide messenger RNA. RefSeq lists its product as uncharacterized. The coding region runs from base 786 to 2969 and encodes 727 amino acids. NCBI's taxonomy places the organism in Eukaryota, Viridiplantae, Streptophyta, Magnoliopsida, Caryophyllales, Amaranthaceae. The transcript has 6 exons. The record is from RefSeq and is a predicted model, not a curated record.
AUUUCACGAUUUACGACUUCCUCUCUUUGACUGAACUUUAUAGAACUGAAGCAAACUUGAUUAAACUUAUUAUUAAUGAUAAAUAAGAGUCGAACAUAAUUGAACUUCUAGAGUAUAUAUACUUCAGAGUCUAAAAUAAUUGAAGUGAUAUUAUUAGUUUUGCUCCUUGUCUCUAUUCUCAUAUGCUCUUCUCUGAGACUUUCUGGUUAGCUCAAAUCUAAAUAAUCCUUAGCUAUGUUGAAUGACGGUUUUGUCCUUUUGAUCAUACGCUCUAAACUCUACACAUAACUUUACCAACUAAAUUAAAUAUGAUCUAGUGCUAGUUAGAUUUUGAAUGUAAAAUGUUUUUUGGUCCCACUCUUACUAUAUUUUUACUCAAAAGCCCUCGUACAAAAUAAGUGAUGUACAACAAACAAUUUAAGUGACGUGUAAAAAAUGUGGAAACGUAUUACUCCUUUUAGAAUGAAAGAUACGUGUGUAAAUCUUGAAUGCGGAAAUGUAUUUGAAUUUUGGAUGCAUCACCCACCAUGAAAAAGGAUAGCAACACUCUAUUAUGAGUAAACAUUUUCAUUACAAAAAACUGUCUACAUUCAAUGUACACAAAUCAUCUUCAUCAGUCCUAUGAUUAAUUUUAUGUCUUGAGUUUGCUACUGAAAGUAACGUCUUAUGAGAAAAAAUAUUACUUUUAGUAUCAAAUUCAAAGGGACCGAGAUAAUAUAUUCAUACAUCAAUAAAGUUAAUUGUGUAAGUAUGUAUAUCCAAGUGAAUAACUGUCCAGAUUCUUAAUGAUGGGAGAAAUUGAUCCAGCUUUCAUCCAAGCCAUAGAACACAGGCCUAAUCCUACCAUAAUUCAAGCAGAAGGAAUUCCAACCAUUGAUCUUUCAAUAAUUAGCUCCCUUAAUCACUUAUCAAACACCAAUAUUGAUGAGAACUUGGGUGCCCUUAUAGCCAAAAUCGGGAAAGCUUGUGAAGAAUGGGGAUUCUUCCAAGUAAUCAAUCAUGGGGUUUCACUACAGAAACUGGAAAGUGUUAAGUUAGCAGCAAGGAAGUUUUUUUCUUUAUCUAAACAAGAGAAAAUGAAGGUUGGUCGAGACGAAGAUAAUCCGAUGGGUUAUUAUGAUUGUGAGCAUACAAAAAAUGUGAGAGAUUGGAAACAAGUUUUUGAUUUCACCAUUAAAGAUGUUGUUAAUCCUCUCCCUGUUUCUACUGAUGAUGUUCAAACUGUCAAAUCUUUUGCAAAUCGUUGGCCUGACCAUCCUCCUCAGUUUAGGAAUAUAGCACAAGAAUAUGCAGGUGACGUUGAGAAAUUGGGUUUUAAGCUGAUGGAGUUGAUUGCACUUAGCGUAGGACUCGAAGCGAAUAGGUUCAAUAGGUUCUUCGAGGAUCAAACAACGAGCUUUAUUCGAUUGAACCACUACCCUCCGUGCCCUGCACCUCAUCUUGCUCUAGGUGUUGGUCGACAUAAAGAUGCAGGAGUCUUAACCAUCCUUGCGCAGGAUGAUGAUGUUGAAGGGCUUGAAGUUAAGAGGAAGUCUGAUGGUAAAUGGAUUAGGGUGAAAUCAGUUCCUGGCUCUUUCAUUAUCAAUGUUGGUGAUACUAUUCAGGUGUGGAGCAAUGACAAGUAUGAGAGUGUAGAGCAUAGAGUGGUGGUGAAUGCGGAGAAGGACAGAUUAUCAAUCCCAUUUUUCUUGAAUGCAGCUCAUUAUGUCAAUGUGAAACCCUUGGAAGAAUUAGUAGAUGAACGAAAUGUUGCCAAAUACAAUGAGUUUAAUUGGGGAGAAUUUUUCAUGACAAGAAAGAACAGUAAUUUCAAGAAGCUUCAUGUUGACAACAUCCAAAUCUCACGCUUUAAGAAACUUGAUCACAAAAAUAUAAUAGCAUCACAUUUAACUCAUACGAUGGGAGAAAUUGAUCCUGCAUUUAUUCAGCCUGUUGAGCAUAGGCCGAAAACCACAAUAACUGAUGCUGAAGGAAUCCCAAUCAUCGAUCUUUCUUCCAUUACCUCAAACAAUCAAUUGCGUGAUAGAAAUGAUCAUAUUGAUGCUAGAGACAUUUCUCGUGUCGUAACUGAGAUAGGCAAUGCCUGUGAAAAGUGGGGAUUCUUUCAAGUGAUCAACCAUGGUGUGCCUCUUGAGAAGCUUAAGAAAGCCGAGCUAACUACUCGGAAAUUCUUUGCUCUAUCUCAAGAAGAGAAGAGGAAGGUUGGUCGAGAUGAAGCCCAUCCAAUGGGGUACUACGACUCUGAGUAUACCAGGAAUAUUAGGGAUUGGAAACAAGUUUUUGACUUUACUGCCAAAGAUCCCUCUUUUAUUCCUGUUUCCCCUGAUGAUCUAGCGCCCAAGGAACUCAUAAACCAAUGGCCUGAAUCUCUCCCCGAAUUCAGGGAGGCAACCCAAGAAUAUGCAAGAGAAGUGGAAGCAUUAGGGUUUAAGCUGUUGGAGCUGAUAGCCAUGAGCUUAGGCCUGAAAGCAAAUAGACUGAGCGGCUACUUCAAGGAUCACGCAAGCUUUGUGCGGCUUAACUACUACCCACCCUGUCCUUCUCCGCAACAGGUUCUAGGUGUUACUCGACACAAGGAUGCAGGUGCAUUGACGAUUCUGGCGCAAGACGAUGUUGGAGGAUUACAAGUCUUACGGAAAUCCGAUGGUGAAUGGGUCAGUGUCAAACCCAGCCCUGGUGCUUUUAUCAUCAACGUCGGUGACAUAAUUCAGGUUUGGAGCAAUAACAAAUAUGAGAGUGUGGAACAUAGGGUGAUGGUAAACUCAGAGAAAGAUAGGAUAUCUAUUCCAUUUUUCUACUACCCAGCACACUAUGUCACGGUCAAGCCUUUAGAAGAGUUGGUUGAUGACCAAAACCCACCCAAAUACAGAGAAUACAAUUGGGGCCUUUUCUUUGCAACCAAAAGGAAAAGUAAUUUCAAGAAGCUACAGGUUGAGAACCUCCAGGUCUCUCACUUUAAAAUAGCUUAA